ACCAACCGAGUGAAACCUCAUUGGCAAUCCCCACCUGGUGUUGCAGCAGUGUUCUAGAGGAAACUAGAGCAAGAGAAAACGCAUCGUGAAAGCGAGGGAAGCUUAGCCGGCUGACCCGACUUUUUUCGACUCUAUCUCUCCACAACCGCCAAAAUAGAGCCGAUUAUUCUGCCAGAGGCAUUCCUGUCGCUCCGUGACGAAACUCUUCGGGAGCUGUCAUGUCCAAGUCUCGGUGAGUUGCACGAUACAGUGAUGUAUGACACCUCGCCCCUCUUUCUACCCAAAGGCGAGACGAAACCAUUUUUGCAUGUGGAAAUCGACAACAAGACGCUGGAGUCGUUGUUCGAUCUUCAUCCGUCGCUCGAAACUUCUUUUGACUUGACCGACCUUGUGGCGAGCGCAACGGGCGAAAGCUCUCACUCUCCACCGGUGCGGAGUGUUGUAACCGCAAGUGUCGCUUCCUCUGCUGCAGACCUACCCACGCUGUCCAGCGCGGACACAAGUCAGCACCUGGCCGAACUAGAGCGUCGACCUGAGAUCUCGGUUGUUGUCAGUGCAGCUAGCUACACGUCGCAGACGCCGUCGGUGAUCCCCCGUGGGGGUAAUUCCAGUCCCACUCAGCAGCCACAGCACCAUCAUCAUCCACAUCACCAUCACCUACAUCAACAACCACCUGCUGCCCAGCAACUGCAGGGAUACCACCAGCAGCUGUCUCCGUCACUGACGACCGACGAUGUGAGUCAGGCGCUGUCUGACGACAGCUGUGUCUUCAUGCCUGAGUACGAACAGCUGGCCAUCAGCACUGCCCACACCACCACCACCAGCGGUGGGUGGGGCGCUGAGCCCUUCUACUCCACUGUCAAGACAGAAGACCUGGAGCUGACCGCAUGCAGCCUGGAGGCCACCCUCCCCGGGUUCUCUACCUCCGCAGCGUCCUCCAUGCCGGAGGCCAGUGGCGAGGAUUGUAAGAUGGACGUGUCAGCCCUACGGUUGGAUACUGGCGGACAUUACAGUCUACGAGGAGGUGCUUGCGGUCCCGCGCACAGCCCAGCCCACAGCAUGCGCUCCUUGUCCGAGUCGUCCACGGCAACGACGACAGCCCCCGACUCGCCCUGCCGCAGCAAAGGUGGCUCUCGACGUCGCCAGGUGCCGAAAGGCAGCGCGGAGUACAAGGAAAAAAGAGCCAGAAACAAUGUGGCAGUCCGCAAGAGCCGUGCCAAGGCAAAAGAGAAGCAACGCAUGACGGAACGAGUUCGCGAACUGACUGAUCAGAACGACCAGCUGCAGAAAAAGGUCGAGAUGCUGACCAAGGAACUGACUGUGCUUAGAGGACUAUUCGUCAACGUGGGGGCCAGCCUGCCUGCUGAUUUCACCAAAUUGCUGGACCAGGCAUCUUGAUAAUUGUGUGAUAUACCCACUCGGCCACGGCUUGGUGGGACUCAAGAACGGUAAUCGCUUCGUAUUUCCUGCCCCUGAUUAACUCUUGUGAAGAGACAGACGUUGGUUCGUACGCUGAUGUGUUGUUACGGAGCAAGACUAGAGAGACAUUUGUCACAGACCCUAAGUAUUAUCAGGGCUACCUCACAUAACUGUGUGUACCUGAUACAUUGUAUCAUCAUUAAUCGUCAUCAGAGCUUUAGCAGAUGUGUAUGUGACUUGUUUGCAUCUGUUCUCAACGCCCAUGCUUUGCGCUUUGACAUUCAUAAAAAUGGCUAGCUUCGCAUCUUCGACGCAGAUUUGUGAUUGCAGGUACCCGCACAUCCGCCAGCUCAUCCACACACACGCACGCAAGUACACGCACGAUGUAAGUGAAUGAAUGAUUCAGUAGUCUCAAAAUCUGUAAAUAUGAGAGAAGGCAAGGAGGGGGGGGGGAACCAUUAUAGAUCACUAUUAUUCCUAAUCUCACUUUUCUCACGGUUUUGCACUGUAUCAGGGACAAACUUGUAUGUUGGCAUUUUAUUGUAAUUCAUCAUUGCUGUCAUGUACAUGUCAUUGUUUACACAAACUAUGUCAGUAGCUGUUGAUCAAUAAUUCAUUGAAGAAACCGAUUCCAUCUUUUUGGACCUGGCAUUUACAAUUAUGGACUCAAGAAUAUGGUAAACGAUUUGGCUAAACCUUGGACAAUUUAAUUUUGGUAACUCCCGCUAGAUUAUUGGGGCUGUCCAUUUUGUUAAUAAAAUGGUGUCCUGCUAUGGAGUACUUUGUGUGUUGUGAUUUUAGCGUCAUGUUCCCUAAUGUAACGUAAGCCUCAUGCUUAAAGCAGAAAAAGUGCAAAACUGAUGCAGGAGUGAACGAUAGUUGUAGAGAGAGUUAUUUUCAUUAAAACUUUGUAUGCUGGGUGUAUGCUUUGAUCUUGAGUUAUGGGGCGCAUUUAUAUUUCUCAAGUGAAGUGCGUGAAAAUAGCAUAAUAUUUAUUAUGGUGAUAAUUUCUUCUUUGGAAAGAAGAAAUUUAUUUGUGAAAUUAAAUGGUUCUGUUGUCCCAAUGAAACAUA
Messenger RNA from Pomacea canaliculata, 2492 nucleotides. RefSeq names its product ras/Rap GTPase-activating protein SynGAP-like. The record is from RefSeq and is a predicted model, not a curated record. Gene Ontology annotation, molecular function: DNA-binding transcription factor activity, RNA polymerase II-specific; RNA polymerase II cis-regulatory region sequence-specific DNA binding. Gene Ontology annotation, biological process: regulation of transcription by RNA polymerase II; DNA-templated transcription. NCBI's taxonomy places the organism in Eukaryota, Metazoa, Mollusca, Gastropoda, Architaenioglossa, Ampullariidae.